Molecule: messenger RNA, 1719 nt
Organism: Suillus plorans
Lineage: Eukaryota; Fungi; Basidiomycota; Agaricomycetes; Boletales; Suillaceae
Exons: 12
Coding region: 1-1719 (572 amino acids)
Source: RefSeq, a predicted model, not a curated record
AUGGAUCUGCAACCUCAGCUCACAGCUCCAAUUUUCUUGUACAUGCCCAGUAUAAGUUGUGUGCUGCAAGUAAUUCAAUCACCUAAUGCCGCACAUCCUUUUGUCGGCUUCAGUGAGUCGGAGCGUUACUUGGUGAUUGGUUAUAUGGCACACCAAUAUUGUGAGAUCUCUCCGAUCUAUUGCCCAGAUUACGCGGUGGUGACUGGUUUGGAGGCUCUUCUACCUAUUGUCGGUGUGCUCGCGAUCCACCAACAUGGGGAUACAGUGUUUUAUACUGUUUAUGAAAAGCAGCUUGGCGAUGGUAAUUUCCUUCGAGCGACUGAGACCCAGUUUUGUCGGCCAAAUGCAGCAGGGAUCGCCAGCCCCCUGUGGAUUGCCAGUGAUCUCCAGGAUCCCAUCCGAUUCAACCCAGCGACAUUUCCGUUUGGUUUCCCACCUCCCAUCGUUACAAAUAUGGUACCGAUUCCUACCCAAUCUGUGAUGGACGGCCAGUUCGCUUCCGCGCCUCAAUCAGUUGGGCCGAAUUGGUCUGCCAAAUACGAUCAUGUCAUCGAUAACGGCGACUACAUCACCACGGCAUUGCUUGGUUAUGUUGAAGACUCAUCCAUCCCUCCACGAGAACCAGAAGAACCCGAGUAUUUUGGAGUGAUCUCUCCCACAGUCCCAGCUGUGUAUAGCCCGGCACUGGUUUGGAAAGGUACAGAUAUCCUCCUCCACAACGAUGACAGGAAGGCGAUCAAAAACUCGAUGAACAGCUCAGUGUGGAAGCGCCCGAUGUUUUUAACAAAGUGUCUCUUCCAAGGAAGUCUAUGGGUCGGGUUAGGAAACCCGUUCGAUCCUGCUUGUCAAGAAGACCGCGUUAUGCUCACCAAUUGCUUUUUGGAGGCGAUAUCUCUUGACCGUACAUCAUUGCAACAAUUGGUCAACCAUCCGGUGAUCUUACAAAGCCCCCUCGCACACCUACCCGCCGGAGCAUCCAUUGGAUGGGACACCAUUCGUUUGACUUUCUUUGGCACCAUUGAGAACAAACUUUCGGAGUUGCGUAAGAUCGUCUGGGGGUGCAUUCGCUUGAAAUCUGAAUUCUCGGGUGACUCGUCUGAUGAACGGGACAAAAAAGUUAAAUUUUUCUUUGAUCUUUUCAACUCAAACGAUCAAGACGAUAUUGAACUAGCUAUCGCUCAACUUGUGGAGUUGCACAUGUACAAGGAACUCAUGUGGGGGUCGUCGUUACAAACCUUGAGUGGUUUGACUGAGGGCUGCCCCGCUGGCAGAAUCACCAAUUUAUUUCCCGAAGAAGUUCGAGGCGGAAAUAUGGCACUAGGAAAACGUUUUGCUUCAAUGUUGCUAACCGUAAUUUACCAUACAUUUCAUCUUUGGCAACCGGCCAAGACUCCUGGCCGCAGACCGGAAACUAUGUAUCACGUCAUUCUAAAUGCCGUGACGCACAUGUAUGCCAACCCGCACCAGUUUCCCAAGUUUAUGAAGACAAUGGCUAGGUUGCUUUUCAUAAGGGUUGUGAAUGUGUUCCCCAUAGAUCCUAAGUCCCUCGCCCCUAGAUCAGCUGUGAGUGAGAAACGACAGAGAACUCUGAGUGAUAUCAAGCCUAUCAUGCAGACGGAGGUCGAUUUUCCCGAACUCCCUAACGCAGCGUUCACGUCUGUUCGAUCGCAGAGAAUCAAGGAGGUCGCUGCCACAUCAUGCUUUGAAGAUGAUUCUUGA